GGGAAAGAGAUAAAAACACCAGGUAAAUGGUGAAUUCCCAAACUGCAAGCAAGAAAAACAACACUGCAUUUUGUUCAACAGCAAUAGCAGCUCUAUAUUAUUACUUAAAACCCCAUUUUUUCGAGCUCUCUUCCACCCACCGCCACCCACCAACCCAGCCCUAGCUCCGCCCACCGGAAAGCGACAAAAGUACAAAGGCAGAAUAAACAAUAAACAAUAAAAACACUGUCGUGUAUAUACAUACAUGUGAAAAUAUAUAAUAAUACUAAUUUGUUGGAAAAAAAAAUGGCGAUAAUAGGAGACGCAUUGCGGCAGGCGUUCAUGCCGAAACACGAGUACGCGAGCCUCCGCGACGAGGAGAAGGCGUGGCAGAAGCUGCAGAAGCCGUUCGCUUGCCUCGCGCUUGCCUUAAUUUCACUCGCCGUCGUGAUUUCCACUGCGAUUAUCGUGAGAAUAGUGAAUCCGGGUGACAAUCUGCGCCGGCCUUUCUGCCAUGAUCUUAGGAUGCAGCCUCUAUCCAUUAAUUUCACCACCGCGUCGGCGGCGGAGGGCGGCGGUGCCGGCGGGGAGCCGGAUCUUCUACCCGGCGCUUUUGCCUUGACGGAUCAGGAAACGGUUGAUUAUUUCUGGAUGGUGGUGUUUGUUCCUUCGUCUUUGCUCUUCGGCGUUUCUGGGGUGUACUUGAUUGCAGGAAUUAUUGUUGCUUAUACUGCUCCUGCACGGCAUGAGUGCUUGAAGGUAGUUGAGAACAAUUACUGUGCUUCUAGAAGAGGCAGCGUACGUUGUUUAUCUAUACUGAACAUAGUAUUUGCGGUCACAUUCGGUCUACUUGCACUAUUUCUCGGCUCAACUCUCCUCACACUUGGUAGCAGAUGCUCCUUACCUCUGUUUUGGCUCUACGAAAUUGCAGCAUGGGGUCUAGUAAUCCUACACGCAGGAGCAGCUUUCUUCCUUCGGAAAAGAGCAGCACUGCUACUCGACGAGGCUGACUUUGCCGGUAGAAAUAUCGGGCUGGAAAUGCUCGAAGCAAGCCCAACACAAGUAACACCAGAUAUGGAGAGACGUGUCACCGAAGGCUUUAAAGCAUGGAUGGGCCCGUCUUUUUUAUCAUCCGACGAGGAAGAUGAACCGGAUGCUUAUCUUGAAGUUCCAACUGUAGAACGUUCGAAUUCGGCCCGUCAAAGAAUGUGAAGUAAUUUUAAUUUUUGUCUCUGUGCAUGAUAUAUGAUAUCUCUUUUAUAGUUGCACUGAUACUUGUGCAUUUAGCCAAGUAGUAGUAAAUGUAGUUAGUCUCAAAUCUGAAGGUGUACAAAAUCAUAUUACAUGUGGAUUAUCUUUUGUGUGCUUAAAAA
Erythranthe guttata (spotted monkey flower) is the source of this 1352-nucleotide messenger RNA. RefSeq lists its product as uncharacterized. The record is from RefSeq and is a predicted model, not a curated record. NCBI's taxonomy places the organism in Eukaryota, Viridiplantae, Streptophyta, Magnoliopsida, Lamiales, Phrymaceae.